This is a messenger RNA of Globicephala melas (long-finned pilot whale), 960 nucleotides long. Lineage: Eukaryota; Metazoa; Chordata; Mammalia; Artiodactyla; Delphinidae. The record is from RefSeq and is a predicted model, not a curated record.
GUUUCAGCUCUCCUGAGCCUCCGAGGCAGGGACUCAGUGUGGUCCUGUGUCCCCAAGGCUGAGCCGUCUGGCGUCAUGGGGGUGCCGGUUCCAGUCCUGUGGGCUCUGCUGGUGUCUUUGGGCUGUGCUGAAGAAGCCACAGAGCCAGGUGAGAACCUGAGCUGCUACCAGUGCUUCAAAGCCACGAGCUGGGAGUUUUGCAAGCCCGCCGCGUGCGCCUCCGCCGACCGGGUCUGCGUCUCCCACACGGUGAUCAUCACCCUGAGUGACCCUGGACAGCUGUGCUCCCACUGUGCAGGGCCUGGCCUGUGAAAGGAUCAGGAGAAGGAUCUCGCCUGAGAAUUUCGCUCAGCAGGCGCUGUGCUCCCAGGUGUCCCAACACCAACAUGAAGUCUGAAUGGUCGUCGGGCCCCGGGGUGCACGGCAAGAUCACCAGGCACUGCUGUUCCCGAUCUCUCUGCAACAGGGCACCGCCCCCGCGGGAGGCUCCCGGGGCCCUUCCAAGGGCGCUCCUGCUCCAGGUGGGCCUUGGCCUCCUCUGGGUCCUGCUGUGAGCACCUUCCCCUCGGCCCCAAGGCCCACGCUGUCCUCCCACCUCUAUCCUGCCCCCAUCGCUCUCAAGACCGUGGGUGGGACAUUCACCCCUGAGACGGUAGGCAGCGCCAUCGCCUCGCCCUGGGCCCGGCCGCCUCUCCCGUCCCCAGCAGGGGCCCUUCGCUCACACAGCCUGGGACUGUAGCCCCACUCCGUGGGGUCAGGGAUGGGGGCAUGCGAUGGGCAUUUCUCAGUUUGGGGUAACAGCCCCUGCUCUGAACGGAAGCUCCAGGUCCCUGUGCUGGGCAAGAAGAGCCCGGCGAGGCCAGAGGGUGGCUCAACCCUGGCUCUGGCUCUGACUGGCUCUGUGGUCUCAGCCCCCCCACGCCCGCUGUUCUCGCCACCUCUGUCCCUGGCCCAGGCAGA